AUGAAUAAUCAUAGUGAUGACGGAUGGAGUCAUGAAGAGAAUAAGUUAUUGGAGGAUUUACUUGAACCCCAGAUUGAUGAUGGAUGGACAUCCGAAGAUAACAAGUUAGUCGGGGACUUGCUGGAGGAUCUAGAGGUCAUUGAGUCAUCGAAUAAUGGCUCCAGAGAUAUUGUAAAGGAGGAUAAUGGUGGUCCAUCGAAGAAAAGAAGGGUGACAAAAAAGCCGAGGGCAAAGCCAAUUCCAUGGACUGAAGAUGAACACAAGUUGUUCUUACUAGGGCUUCAGCGGUUUGGAAAAGGGAAAUGGAAAGCCAUAUCAAAUAACUAUGUGCAUACCAAAACUCCAAGUCAAAUUGCUAGUCAUGCCCAAAAAUUUAAUAAGCGCAUUGACAAUUCUACACCUCUGGAAAAACGCAGGCGAAGUAUCAAUGAUAUCUGGUUUGUGGAAGAAGACUUUGAUUUCUCAACCUACAAUCAACCAAGUUCUAUAAAUCCCCCGCCAAAUGUCCAACAAAAUUAUGCUCCUCGUACUAUUCAACCUCAAGUUCUUAAUAAUAUAAAUCCUCAAAUAAUUGUGUCUCAGAAUUUCAUUCCUCCGAAUUCUCAGCAUGUGGCUUACAACCAGCCAAAUUUUAUAAGUCCCCAACCAAUCAUGCCUCAAAACUAUGUUCCUCAUACUAUUCAACAUCCGGUACUUCACAACAUAAGUCCUCAACCAAUCAUGUCUCAGAAUUUCGGUCCUCCUAAUUUUCAAUAUUUGGCUCAGAAUCAAAUGCAACAAACUAUCAUGUUCCCUGAAAACGACUACUAG
Daucus carota subsp. sativus is the source of this 810-nucleotide messenger RNA. Its product is annotated as transcription factor SRM1. The transcript has 2 exons. Gene Ontology annotation, molecular function: DNA binding. Lineage: Eukaryota; Viridiplantae; Streptophyta; Magnoliopsida; Apiales; Apiaceae. The record is from RefSeq and is a predicted model, not a curated record. The coding region runs from base 1 to 810 and encodes 269 amino acids.